Messenger RNA from Antechinus flavipes (yellow-footed antechinus), 2029 nucleotides. RefSeq names its product chromosome 1 C3orf62 homolog (gene C1H3orf62). The record is from RefSeq and is a predicted model, not a curated record. Lineage: Eukaryota; Metazoa; Chordata; Mammalia; Dasyuromorphia; Dasyuridae. The coding region runs from base 934 to 1752 and encodes 272 amino acids. The transcript has 3 exons.
UUUUUUUUUUUUGCUGAGGCAGUUGGGGUCAAGUGACUUGCCCAGGGUCACACAGCUAGGAAGUGUUAAGUGUCUGAGGGUAGAUUUGAACUCGGGUCCUCUUCAGGGCUGGUGCUCUAUCCCCUGCGCCCCCUAGCUGCCUCCUUUAUAGCCAUUCUAUAAAAAAGAAAGCUUGAGGUUGAGGGGAUCAGUGAUUUGCCCAUGAUCACAUAACAAGUAAAUGUUUAGAAAGGUAUUUAAAAACAUUGUACAGUGGAAAGAAGAUAUGGGGUGUGGAGUUAGGGGACCUGGUUUCAACCUCAGCCCUGCUUCUUGUUACUUGUAUGAAUUGGAGAAGCUCAUGGCCUCUUAGAUCCUUCAUUCCCUCAUCUGUUAAAUAAGGACGUUUGAUUAGCUGACUGGUCAGAUCCCUUACAUUUCUUCAAUCUUUUGUCUUAUGAACAGGCCUUCUAACUCCAUGGCUCAUUAGCUGGAAGCAAAUACUGUUUAUCUUGUUAGCUGAUAACUGAUGAGUAAAGAUGUUAUGCUUCCCGGGGUACUAGAAAGAAGAAAAAAGUCUUCAAAACCUCAAAGGGAAAAAAAAAAGUUUUGAAAUAAGAGGGCCUGAGUUUGAAUCCUGACUACUACUUGGGACCUCUGUGAUUUGUAUGGUCACUCAACUUCAGUGGGCCUUAGCUGGGAUUAUUAGAUAACGAUUCUAUUAAUUUUAAGCAUCAGGUAGUAGAGCCCUCAGAUUGGUACAAAGAAAUUUGGGGGUAGGUGGACCUUCUUACUGCCAUUAAAAUCAUAGCCACAGGCAGAGGUUAAGGCUCUGGUGGGGGCAGCAUAUAGUGAAUGCUCUGGGAAGUCUAGGUAUAUGGAUUUACAGGGAUUACAACAGAGGAGGAAGGAGGGUUGUUGGUGUGGUUCUUGAUAAGUAUUUCCUGCCAUUUUAUGUAUUCUUGUUUUACACACUGUAUAAUGGAACCAUGGCCAUUUUUAGGUGAAAUGUCUGAAAAGCUAAGAAGAUGCAGAAAGGAGCUGACAGCAGCUAUUGACCGUGCAUUUGAAGGCAUCAGUCAUUCUCAAGAGUGUCCAAGUCAACAAAAACCAGACUUGGAUACAUCACCUUCUUCCUUCACUAUUCAGAUGAAUAAACUUCUUUGCAGGAGAUAUCCUUCUACCACUUCCUAUGUUGGUCAGUUUGCUCCUGUUUCCUGUGCUCCUGAAAAUGAGAACCCUGUCUUUGUACCAAACCAUAUUCCAGUAAAUAUGAAGCCACAUACUUUAUGCCCCAAAAGAAAACCUUUGACCAGCAAGGAAAAUGUGUUGAUACAUUCCUCGAUUUUUGUACCUGAAAGGCAGUUUCUGAGAGCCACUGGAGAUGGGGAAAGUUGGAGAAAGGAAAGUUUAAGGAAGGAUGUGGAUAGAUAUUUGAAGGUUGAAGCCAACGUUCCUCUCAACAAUUCCAACCAAGAAAUCACAAAGGAUCUACUUGAUAUGAUUGACCACACAAGCAUCCGAACUAUUGAAGAAUUGGCUGGAAAGCUAGAAUUUGAAAAUGAAUUAAAUCGAGUUUGCAGUCGUUCAGAAGAUUCUCCCUUUAAAGAGGAAGUCCUGGCACUCUUCAUGGAUGAGAGUCCACACAAGGCCACAGAAGCAGAAGCAAGCUGCCUAAAGCCAACUUUUGAUGAUCAGAAUAUCAUAGAAACAGUCCUGGAUUUGGAAGAGGACUAUAAUUUGAUGACCUCUUUUAAAUACCAUAUUAAGUAAGAAUAGUUCAUUUUAGCUUAGCUUUUCCCUUUGAUUUUUGUGGUGCUCAGAACUAUCUGGGAAGGCACAAGGGCUCCUUCAGGAGUGUCUUGGAUACUGCCAUGGAAGUUCCUGGACUUUUUCUUGCCAGGUCUUCUCAUUCCUAGCCUCCUUCCACCCGAGUUUAGUUUUUAUAUUUUUCAGGAGUGUUUUUCUUACUCUUAGUUUUGCUUACUUUCCUCAGUACCUUAAAUCUGUUUCCUGAUUAUAAAUACAGCUAGUGCCCAAGGGCCUGUGA